AUGGCUGGCGAGGAGACUGCCCCAGCGGCAGCACCAACUGCACCUCACCAACCGCCAUUCACAUACACAGCAAACAACGGGUACGAGCAGCCUUCGAGCGAUGUUCAGGACGUGCUUCGAAUGCCCAGAGGUGCACCCGCACCUGCCGACGAAGAUGAAGACCUCGACGAUAUUUUCGACGACAACGCCGAUGAUGUCGACGAGAACGAAUGGGCAAACGAGACGGGAGACUUCACAAAAUCAUACAACAGACAAAGACAGUUGAAUGAUUCUGGCGCCGCGCCUAGGUCGAACCAACAGAAGCCCACUGCGAAUACCUUUGCCAGUAUCGACGACCAAGUUUCUGCUCUCUCCAAGCAUGCGGCGAAAAUCCGUCUCGACAGUGUCAAGCAAGACACUGACAAAGACAAGGACAAGGCCGACCGUGCGACGAGCGAGCAGGUCUUGGAUCAGCGCACACGCAUGAUCCUGUUGCAGAUGAUCAACCGUGGCGUUGUCAGUGAAGUCCACGGCGCCAUCAGCACGGGCAAAGAAGCGAACGUUUACGGCGCAGUGACAUACGACGAUAAGACCGGAGAUACCAUCCAGCGAGCCAUUAAGGUGUACAAGACGGCCAUUCUUGUAUUCAAGGAUCGAGAGCGAUACAUCACUGGUGAGCACCGCUUCAAGGGUGGAUUCGACAAGGGAAAUAACCGAAAGAUGGUCAAGUUAUGGGCUGAGAAGGAGUUCCGUAACCUGCGACGUAUCCACAAUGCCGGAAUCCCCUCUCCCGAACCGCUCAGCCUCAAGCUUCACGUUCUUGCCAUGAGCUUUUUGGGCGAUAAGAAGGGUUGGGCUUAUCCUCGACUACGCGAUGCCGUUCUGGACGGCGACGACGUGGAUAAACAGUGGAGGGAUCUCUACAUUCAGCUGAUGGGCAUCAUGCGCCGAAUCUACCAAGUCUGCAGGCUGGUCCAUGCUGACUUGAGCGAGUACAAUAUCCUUUACCAUGAUGGCAAGCUCUACAUCAUCGACGUUUCCCAAAGUGUUGAGCCCGACCACCCUAGGUCUCUCGAGUUCCUGCGAAUGGACAUUAAGAAUGUGGGCGACUUCUUCCGCCGAAAAGGCGUCGACACUCUGACUGAUCGCAUGAUCUUCAACUUCAUCACCGCCGCCGAGGAGCCUGUAGAGGAGCCUGCCAUGUCGGAGGCCAUUGAGAAGCUGUAUAUUGCUCGCCCUUCAGUCACCGAGGACCAGCUGGCCGAGCUGGAAGUCGAUAACGAGGUUUUCCGAAACCAGUACAUUCCUCAGACCCUCGAGCAAGUUUACGACAUCGAGAAGGACGCACAGCGACUCGGAAAGGGAGAAGGUGACCAGCUAGUUUACAGUAACUUGCUGGCUGACCAGGUGGUUGCUCCCAAGGAUGAGGGUAAGAAGACCGAGGGGAGUGAGGAAUCGGAGGAGGGUGCCGAGGACUCCUCUGAUGAAGAGGGAGCGGCACUGGACAGUGAUGAUUCCGAGGAUGAGAGCAAAUUCGAAAAGGGUAGGCCCCGUGGAAGAAAGUUCGAAGACAAGGAUGAGAAAAAGCAACAUAAGCAAGCUGUCAAGGAGGCCAAGCGCGAGAAGCGUAAAGAGAAGAUGCCCAAGGCUAUGAAGAAGAAAAUAGUCAGCAGCACUUCCAGGCGUAAGAAGUAA
This is a messenger RNA of Clonostachys rhizophaga, 1674 nucleotides long. The record is from the annotation of a GenBank genome assembly. NCBI's taxonomy places the organism in Eukaryota, Fungi, Ascomycota, Sordariomycetes, Hypocreales, Bionectriaceae.